This is a messenger RNA of Botrytis porri, 630 nucleotides long. RefSeq lists its product as uncharacterized. Gene Ontology annotation, cellular component: mitochondrion. The transcript has 2 exons. NCBI's taxonomy places the organism in Eukaryota, Fungi, Ascomycota, Leotiomycetes, Helotiales, Sclerotiniaceae. Gene Ontology annotation, biological process: autophagy of mitochondrion. Bases 1 to 630 code for a protein of 209 amino acids. The record is from RefSeq and is a predicted model, not a curated record.
AUGUCUACAAAGUCUGUUUCGACUCUGAAGUUUGUGGGAUCGAUUUCCCUUGGCCUACUUACUGGCGUUUCUUAUACCCUUUCAUCUCUCACGAUUCCAGCCUUCCUAACCCUCCCCUCCGCCACUCUCGCAUCUCGUUCCUACAGCUCCCUGACUACUCUCGCCACAACACAUACUCGUGCGCUCACAUUCAUUUCAUCAUGGUCUUUCCUUCUCGCCUUUUAUUUCUCACCUCGAGGACAAAGACAUCCAUAUCUCCUCUGGACCUCACUCUUCGCCGCCUCAAGCUCAAUCGUUGAUAAACUCAUCCCACUUGCCAUAGGCUCCACAGGUCCAAGACGCAUUGCACAGAAGAAACGAUCAAAGAAACCUAUGAGCCCCAGACAAAUGGAUGCAAGUUACGAGGUGUUGAGCAAGAGCGCGAGGGAUUAUGAAAGUGCGGGGUUGGCGAGCAGUGAAGAGGAAAUGGAUGAUAAUGUCAAUGGUGAAGAAGUGAGAGAGGAGAUGGAGGGCUUCAUGGCCAGCCAAGUCGUCAGGACUGUCGUUGCCGGCUUGGGCUUUGCGAUGAGUGUUGUGGGUAUUUGGGGAGAUGGAGGGUUCACUGAGGUCGUUUUAGUGGAUGUUGUGUAA